AUGACCACGCUAUAUCCACCUGUCAACAUGUCAGAUUACGAUAAGCCUCCAAAAAAAGCUUCGGCCAAGAAAAGGGCUCCGUCAAAAUCACCCAGAUCUUCUGAGCAGAACAACAAUAACAGAGCACGUGCCACUGGAGACACUAAAGAUGACAUGCUGGCGGCAUACCAACCAUGGGUCAUUCAAACCUAUGGUGAUCUGGCGAAGACCAAAACCAUCACAAUCAAAAAGUAUGCCAGAAUUUUACGAACCUUGAGAGGAGAUGAAAUUGUUAGUGCUGAUAACAGCAAAUUCAGAUUCUGGGUGAAAGCGAAAGGUUUCUGCGUAGGCCAGCCGGCUGGCUACGAGGCGAAACCUGCGGAUGGUAUUGUGGGGAGAUAUAGUGUGUGUGACACAGACGAAGGAAUACCUCCAAUCAACGAGAAGGUGACAGGCAGUGCUAAGGAUCCGCCACUCUAUGUGCCGAAUGCUCCAUUUAAGAUCAUGAGACAAGGGGCAGAUCCAUCUAAUCAAUAA
Molecule: messenger RNA, 516 nt
Organism: Acanthoscelides obtectus
Lineage: Eukaryota; Metazoa; Arthropoda; Insecta; Coleoptera; Chrysomelidae
Source: the annotation of a GenBank genome assembly